This is a messenger RNA of Suricata suricatta (meerkat), 1125 nucleotides long. It is a transcript of the gene METRNL, whose product is annotated as meteorin like, glial cell differentiation regulator. The record is from RefSeq and is a predicted model, not a curated record. NCBI's taxonomy places the organism in Eukaryota, Metazoa, Chordata, Mammalia, Carnivora, Herpestidae. Gene Ontology annotation, molecular function: hormone activity. Gene Ontology annotation, biological process: positive regulation of brown fat cell differentiation; energy homeostasis. The transcript is spliced from 3 exons. Bases 248 to 937 code for a protein of 229 amino acids.
UGACUCUGCUGGAGGGACCUGGGUGGGGGGCCGGGUGGCUGUCCCUCCCUGGAAAUGGCCCCUGGCAGCAGGGCAGAGGUGGCGGCAGCCUGCUCUCACCCCUGGGCAGGGGUCCCCCAGGCGGGUGCGUGGGGCUUGCUGGGCCCCGGCUGACGCGUGUCCCCUCUGCAGCGGGCUGACGCACGAGGCCCACAGGAAGGAGGUCGAGCAGGUGUACCUGCGCUGCUCCGCGGGCACCGUGGAGUGGAUGUACCCGACCGGCGCUCUGAUCGUCAACGUGCGGCCGAACACCUCCCCGCCUGCCCAGCGGCACCUGACCCUGUGCAUCAAGCCCCUCAGGGACUCCUCGGGGGCCAAUAUUUAUUUGGAAAAAACUGGAGAGCUGCAGCUGCUGGUGCGGGAUGGGGACCGCGGGCCCCGCCGGGUGCACUGCUUUGACUUUGAGCAGCGGGGCCUGUUCGUGGAGGCGACGCCCCAGCAGGACAUCAGCAGGAGGACCACGGGCUUCCAGUACGAGCUGACCAGCUGCUGCGUGGGGUCAGAGCUGCACGCGCAGUCAGCCCCGUGCCGCCCCUGCAGCGACGCAGAGGUGCUGCUGGCGGUCUGCACCAGUGACUUUGUCGUGCGCGGCUCCAUCCAGAACGUCACCCACGAGCCGCAGCAGCAGGAGUCCGCCAUCCACCUGCACGUGAGCCGGCUCUACCGGCAGAAGAGCAGGGUCUUCCGGCCGGCCCCGGGCGGUGCCGGCUGGCGGGGCCGCGUCACCACGCUGCUGGAGUGCGGAGUGAAGCCUGGGCACGGCGACUUCCUCUUCACGGGCCACAUACACUUUGGGGAGGCCCACCUGGGCUGUGCCCCGCGCUUCAAGGACUUCCAGAGGAUGUACAGGGAUGCCGAGGAGAGGGGCCUGAACCCCUGCGAGAUGGGCACGGAGUGACCUUGGCGGGCGCUCAGCCCGGGGCUCCCUGGCGCCCAAGCCGUGGAGGCAAGCGCCACACCGACCCCACGAGGUCCUGGCCGAGGACUCCCUGACUGACUGAAAAUGUUCUAAGAUGCAAACUAAGUUAUUAUAUUUUUUUUAAAAAAGAAACGUCCAUAGGAAAUAAACUCCAGUGUCUGAACAUG